CUCCUCCUCUUCAACAGACUUGUCCUUCUCACUCUCUCUCACACUCUCUCUUUUCUUCAUCUACUCUUCUACUCUACUCUGCUCGUCACACUACUCUUCCACUUUCCUCUGUACCCCGUCUACACACCCUCCUCUUUGUCACUCCUCACCCGUCACCCCACACCCGUCACUGGCUUGACCAUCAUCCACUCUCCCCGUCGUCCAUCCCACAGCUGAUCGUCCUCUCGGCACGGGUCACGCGUCACGCACAAGAUCCACUCGUGCACUCGCUCCUCCUUUUCUCUUUCUGCCACGAGAGCGACGACCUUCUCGUCUCCUCCUUUUCUCCUCUCGUAUCUUCUCUCUCAACCCACUACUUCACACCAUGCCAAUCCUCAAAACUCUCCAGCACAAGGCCUCUCUAGGCCGCCUCCGCAAGCUUUCCAAGGGCGCCUCCGACGCUGCUCGCCCCACCGUCGUGCCCCCGCUCCCCACUGCAUCAGGCAACAACAACGCGUCCGCCGCCGAGGUCCUCUCGCCCGAACUGCCCACUUCCUCGCCCAACCCCAACAACUUGAAGUUUUGGCGGAAACGCGCCCCGUCUCCUAGCCCCAGCCCAGAGACAAACUACACUCCCCAGCUCCAAAAGACUAAAAGCAUCCUCCGCCGGCGCCCGUCCCGCUCUGCGAGCGACGACGAGCGCGAAGCUGCCCGCGUGACUUUUGGUAACCGCUCCCCUCGUCCGGGUUACAACCCUCCACCCAGCGCCUUCCGCACAGACGCUUCCUCCCCAACCCCGCCCCUCCCUAUCCCCUCGCCUUCCCUCUCGGCGAGCUCGGCGCGGAGUAGCGCGUCUCCGGCGCUGUCGGCGCAGUCGCUUUCGCCUGGUCGUCAAAGUGCCCACCUUCCCUCCCCCGCGGCAAGCUCUGCGAGCUCGACCGGCUCCUACUUCCCUCCUGGCACUCCAAACUCCAGCAACUCGCUCUCGCCCCAGCCUCGCCCCCCUUCCACUCCAGUGCAAACACGUUCUGCUUCGCUCCACUCGCGCGACUCUGCCACUCCGCGUACCUCGACUCCCUCGCCCGUCGGCGGCUCGCGCCUCUCGACUGUCUCGACCUCGACUGCUGGGUAUCACGCUGUGCCCGAAUCGCCUGCCGAUGCGGCGUGCCGCCCUUACACCCCCGUCAUGCGUGGGGUCGCGCGCCCCCUCACGUUCCGCUCGACCAGACCCAUAUCGAGUGCCAGUGCGAGCAGCCAGAGCACCGUGCGCCAGGCGCCACAAACGCAGAGCCGCCCAACCAGCGCCAUGUCCAACUCUACCGCGCGCGCUCGCCGUGUGAGCUCUAGACCCCAGAUGCGCUCGACGAGAAGCACUAGAGCCUCCAUCGCCUCCAUCUCGACCUUCGCCUCGUCCUCGUCGACUGGUCACUCGUCUUCGCCGGGCGUGUCGCCGAUUGCAGCCAAUGGCAACUUUGCUACCAUCUCGGGCUACCCAUCCUAUGCCUAUGCGUCGGGCACCGGCAGCAAUGGCAACAGCCCCGUGUACGGCGGGCCGCAGGCAUUCGUCUUCCCUCCUACUGGCCGCUCGUCCGUGACGCCAACACCCGUCACACCGCCCAAGCGUGCCAGCAUCCUGCCGCGGGGCGCGGCUGACGAUGUGCCAAUGUUCAACGUCAUUCCUGCAACACCCGGCGCGGCCGAGGAGGACGCUGUUAUGGACCAACCCACCCACCGGCGAAGCACGUCCUCUGAGCGCCAGCGUCGCCGUAGCGCAUCGAUGGAGCGCACGCUUGAGGUAAUGCACGAGGAGGAAGAAGACGUGGAGGAGGCCGUUACCGCCCGCAAGCUUGACUUUGAUCUCGAAGAGUUCUCGCCAUCACCCCGGCAGAACAACGCACAGCUUGUUGGCUCGCCUAUCCGUCUCAACACUGUGCAGCUUGAUGACAUGGACUUGAGCGACGCCGAGUCGGACACUGGCAGUGACGAGACCGAAGUGCGCACGGAGGAUGAGCAGGCGUCUACAAGACCCCCCAAGCACCUCGCACUAGCCCUCCAGUCCGUCCCUGCGCCGCCUCCUCGGUUCCCCAAGUCGCCCAAGCGCGCCACGGCGUCGCUGUAUCAGGCGCACGACGACGGGAGAUCAAUCUCGCAGUCGCUUGCCGAGCUCGCUGCCAUUGCCUGCGACCUUCCUCCCCUGGGCGAGGACAUGGCGAUGAUGGCCAACGCUGCUGCGCAGCGCCUCGCCGAGGCCCGGGCUACUGUCGACAUCUCCGAGCCCGUCGCCGACUUCUCCUCGCCUCGUCCGCUCUCGGCUGCGCCCGUGAUGAUGGGCAACUACCACCGCCCGCAGGGGAGAAAGGCCCAGUCCGCCUCCCCGCCCUCGCGCACGCUGCCCCAGACGCCCAUCGAGAACCCCGAGAUGCGGCGCAAGACGAUGGGGGCGCCUCCCAGCGGCCCCCUACCGCCUACGCCCUCGAGCUACAGCUCGCACGCGUCGCUCCCCUCGCUCGUCUCGCACGGCAGCAUGCCCUCCUCGUCCUCGGGCUGCACCACCUCCUCGUGGAACUCGCAGCGCUCUGUGACGUCGUCGCCCGAGUCGGACAAGCUCGACCUCGCCUUUGACAACCUCAUGCUGGAGUCUGAGCUGCCCGACAACCCGGGCCUGGGGCUGGGCCUUGGCCUCGGCCUCGGCCUCGAGAUGAAGGAGACCAAGCCCGUCAUCGCCGUGUCGCCGGCCGACGACGACGAGGUGCGCGUGCGCCCCAACCGCAUGUCGAGCGCACACCCCCACCGCGUCGCGCUGUAUGGCACGCCGCGCCUCGGCCGCAUCGGGGAGCGCGACUCGUACUGCUCGGUCAGUACGGUGCGGCACACGCCGCACGGCUCCAUCUCGAGCAUCAGCAUGAUGAGCGAGAUGAGUGACGACGAGGCCCUCAACGCCCAGGUCGUCGACAUCACGACGUUCUCCCACCCCUACGUUGUUGGGCGGCAGGACGCGCGCGCGCACGAGGUCGGCGUCGCGUUCUAGUCUGCCCCAUCGGAGAAUCGUCGCGAUCAUAAUAGAGGGGCAGUGCCCCAGUUGUUUACUAGUACACUUAUCGGACACUGAAUAUAUGCAUGUAGCUAUCACUGGA
Messenger RNA from Cutaneotrichosporon oleaginosum, 3113 nucleotides. RefSeq lists its product as uncharacterized. Lineage: Eukaryota; Fungi; Basidiomycota; Tremellomycetes; Trichosporonales; Trichosporonaceae. The record is from RefSeq and is a predicted model, not a curated record.